Myxocyprinus asiaticus (Chinese sucker) is the source of this 655-nucleotide messenger RNA. RefSeq names its product chromosome 42 C5orf63 homolog (gene c42h5orf63). The record is from RefSeq and is a predicted model, not a curated record. The transcript has 4 exons. NCBI's taxonomy places the organism in Eukaryota, Metazoa, Chordata, Actinopteri, Cypriniformes, Catostomidae. Bases 60 to 377 code for a protein of 105 amino acids.
CUCUCCUCCUGGACACGCCCAUUUCCUCUCAACAGCUUCCGUCGCGUGAUUACGACGUCAUGUUGCUGCCGCAGAAGCUGUUUAAAGACACUCAGAAGGUUUGUCAUGUCAUCAGACAGCUGCCCGUCCUUACACUCUUCACUAAGAAUCCAUGCCCUUUGUGUGAGGAAGCAAAAGAAGCGCUUGAGCCGUUUAAACACAGGUUUCAUUUACAGCAGGUUGACAUCACUCUUCCAGAGAACAGUGUUUGGUUGGACAGAUACAGAUAUGACAUUCCAGUCUUUCAUUUAAAUGGACAGUUUUUGAUGAUGCAUCGUGUGAACACAACUCUUCUUGAAAGCGCUCUGGAAAAAGUAUUCAAAGCAACUGGACAGUAAUGUUGGGGGAAACAUUUAACUUGCCAUUUUGCUCUUUUAAUAAUGCCACUUUAUUUUAUUCACCAUUUAUCAAUGAGCACAGCCAUGCAUAAUGUACGAUCUCUCUGCAUGAGCUCUGGGAGAAGUCCUUUUGUGUUUUAAGCUCUGUGUAGUAUGAUGUGCGCUCUAAUGACAGUUUUAUGUCAUUGACUCACUGGGUGUUUCAGGUUUGUUUAGAUUUUGUUUAGCAUCUUAUGAGUGGCCUUUGUCUGCUUUAAAUAAAGUGAAAGCCAGCUUCA